Fulvia fulva is the source of this 2133-nucleotide messenger RNA. RefSeq lists its product as uncharacterized. Gene Ontology annotation, biological process: ribosome biogenesis. Bases 1 to 2133 code for a protein of 710 amino acids. The transcript has a single exon. NCBI's taxonomy places the organism in Eukaryota, Fungi, Ascomycota, Dothideomycetes, Mycosphaerellales, Mycosphaerellaceae. Gene Ontology annotation, cellular component: nucleus. Gene Ontology annotation, molecular function: ATP binding; ATP hydrolysis activity; RNA binding. The record is from RefSeq and is a predicted model, not a curated record.
AUGCAUCUCUCUGGCGCGCUCGACAACGAGGUGCAUGUUGCUGUUCAGCGCUUCCUAGCAGACGGUGUUGCCGCGGAUGUACUGGUGCUGUACACUGCAUUGCAACGUUCAAACUCUUCUUUGAAGCGAAGGCCUAAGAAGGUAAUACAAGCUAGCAUCGAGAGGGUACUGGACUUCCUGGGCGCUUCAGAACAGGACGGCCACGAUUCUGAUGCGAUCAUUGAAGAUAUACAGCCUGAAGUCGACCCGGUAGCUGAGAGUAUGAAUCGAUCGCUGAGACAGAACCUCGCGCCGCGUCCGAUGAGUCCGCCUCCAGCUGCAGCUGACGAGACCGCCCCCAAGAAGCGCAAGCCAAAUGGUGAGUCGCUGCCGAAACGUCAGAAGCGCGAAGAAAAGAUCAGUACCUCAGCACCUAUGGAAGUGUCGUUGGACGACGUGGGUGGCAUGGACGAUGUUAUCAAGAAAAUGAACAGGCUAAUCGUCAUGCCAAUUGGGUGCUACGAGGAUUAUCACGCUGCCAGCUUGCCACUGCCAAAAGGUGUAUUGCUACAUGGUCCUCCAGGGUGCGGAAAGACAAUGCUAGCAAGAGCUUAUGCAGCAGAACUUGGAGUGCCUUUCAUUGAGAUUCUGGGUCCUUCUAUCGUGUCCGGGAUGAGCGGAGAGUCAGAGAAGGGUGUGCGCGACCGAUUCGAGGAGGCGAAAAAGAAUGCGCCAUGUCUACUCUUCAUCGAUGAAAUCGAUGCCAUCGCUCCCAAGAGAGAGACGAGUCAAAGUCAGAUGGAGAAGCGCAUAGUGGCACAGCUACUGGUUAGCAUGGACGAGAUCAACAAAGAAGGCGGUCCGCCUGUGAUUGUCCUAGCAGCUACAAACCGACCGGACUCCCUUGACCCGGCGCUACGACGAGGUGGCAGAUUUGGGACUGAGAUCAACAUCAACGUCCCGAACGAGCAGGUUCGCCAAAGCAUACUGGAGACACAAACACGAGGCAUGACUUUAGCAGCAGACGUCAAUCUUGCUAAACUUGCGAAAGAUACAGCUGGGUUCGUAGGCGCAGAUCUUCAUGAUCUGGUGGGGAAGGCUGGCGCGCAUCAGAUGGAGCGUUACGAAGACGCUCUUGAACGUCAAGCUACUGAACUCGGGUUGGAGUACGACUGCAGCGAGAAGACGUCUGUAGCGGUGAAGUCGGCCCGCAGUCUGAUUGCUCGAACCGUCACACGUCGUGAUCUUCCCAAGCCCGCAGGCUUCGAAACGAUCGCGCUGUCUAUGCUGGACUUCGAGGCUGUGCUACCGGGCAUCACUCCUUCGAGUAAACGGGAAGGCUUCUCUACAGUACCUGAUGUCUCUUGGAAGGACGUCGGAGCGCUCGAAGAAGUCCGUCAGGAACUCCACUCAGCUAUUGUCGACCCUAUCGCCAAGCCACAACUCUACGAAGCCAUGGGCAGAAGUUCACCUUCCGGCGUCCUGCUCUGGGGACCUCCCGGAUGUGGAAAGACCUUAUUGGCGAAGGCAGUCGCGGCAGAGAGUAAAGCCAACUUCAUUGCAAUCAAAGGGCCUGAGCUGCUCAACAAGUUUGUUGGCGAGUCAGAAGCUGCAGUGCGAAAGGUCUUUCAGCGCGCGCGCAGCUCCGUACCAUGUGUCAUCUUCUUCGACGAGCUCGAUGCUUUGGUGCCGAAGAGAGACGCAGCAGGUUCGGAAGCAAGUGCGCGCGUAGUGAAUUCGCUCCUCACAGAACUCGAUGGGAUGGAUGUGAGGACUGGGAUAUACGUGAUAGCCGCGACGAACCGGCCCGACAUGAUCGAUGAGGCUAUGCUUCGGCCUGGCCGUUUCGGCACUCAAUUGUUUGUUGACGUUCCGAAACCGGACGGAAGGGUGGAAAUACUGCAGGCGCUAUGCAUCAAAAGACCCGUCGAUUGGUCAGGUGAGAUCGAGCAAUUGGUCAGAGAUGGAAGGAGCGAUGGCUACAGUGGCGCUGAUCUUCAGCAAAUGCUAAACGAGGCAAUAUCACAUGCCAUCAAGAGGCAGUCGCUACGCGUGCAGCUGCAAGAUUUCGAGUAUGCGCAGGGCCGCAUUAGAGGCUCAGUGAGGGAAGUUGCGAAAUACCAUAAACUGAAGGAGCGAUUCGGGCAGAAAUAG